Molecule: messenger RNA, 5287 nt
Organism: Rhineura floridana
Lineage: Eukaryota; Metazoa; Chordata; Lepidosauria; Squamata; Rhineuridae
Gene: TMEM267
Product: transmembrane protein 267
Exons: 3
Coding region: 196-855 (219 amino acids)
Source: RefSeq, a predicted model, not a curated record
CUGGGUGGGGGAAUAACCGAGUUGAGGGGGAAGCGGAGAGGGUGAUGCUUGAUGCGACGUGCGUUGGAGUGAGGCUGGCUAUAGGGAUGAAGAUGAAGAAGGAGGAGGGAGGUGCAGACGCUGUUUUAAGGAAUGACUGAAGACUUAACAGACAAUGGACCAAAUGUACCCUGAUGGCAUUUUGUGUGUGGAGGCAUGUUGCUUGCUAUGGCAUCUGAGACUGAAAAGGCCCAUGCUCUUCUCCAGUCAUUCAGCACAGCUUCUGUCAUUUCAAGCCUAGGAUUGGGGUUUUUUUGCUUUGUAGCAGACAAACUUCUACAGUUUUCUUUCAUUCAGCAAAAUGACUGGCUGCGAGCACUCACUGAUAAUACUGUGCAUGGAGUUGUAGGAUUGUGGUCUUGGGCAAUAGUGAUAGGACUCAAGAAGAAAAGUGACUUUCCAGAAGUCAUUUUAGCUGGCCUCCUCUCAUCUGUCAUUGAUGUGGAUCACUUUGUUCUCGCUGGAUCUCUUUCAUUACAGGCUGCCCUGACUCUUUCACGAAGACCAUUCCUUCACUGUUCUACUGUGAUCCCUCUUGUGUGUCUGACAUUAAAGAUUAUUAUGCACCUUUUCAAGCUGAAGGAUUCCUGGUGCUUUCUUCCCUGGAUGCUGUUUAUCUCCUGGACUUCGCAUCAUAUUCGAGAUGGAAUUCGUCACGGCCUGUGGAUCUGCCCGUUUGGAAAGACUGCCCCCUUGCCUUACUGGCUUUAUGUGGCAAUCACGGCAUCGUUACCUCAUCUCUGUUCUUUUAUUAUGUAUUUAACAGGAACAAGCGAACUGAUGGCGAUUAAACAUGGUAUGCAUAUUGAUGUCUAACAUUAGUCUAGAACAGUUGUGUUUGCAUCACUGAAAUAAUUCCCUCGUGAUUUCUGAGUUAGGUCUGACCUGAAGUUUCAGAGCCUAUUAUAGCUGCUUUAUUGAUUCUCCGAAGCCUCUGCUGCACAAGGUAAUGUAACUGAUUAAAUGUCCAAGUAAUCUGUGCAUUAGCAUCUCCUUCUGUACAUUUUCCUUCUUUUUAAUUCCAAGAUUAAGUAUUUUGUAACAUAUCAAUAAUAGCUGCUGUCCCUUCCUGUGCCAGUCCCUGGUGGCUGAAUCAACCCCUAGCUCUUGAAUUCUGGUUUCAGGAAGCAGGCAAAAUACAUCCCUCCCUUCCCAGAAUCUGCAUUUUAUGGCCAAAAAGGGCUAAUAAACUUGGGGACAGACAUAGCUGUUAUAUGGCUGUUGGGGCAGGGGGAUUUCUCCCAGGCAGCAGAGGAAACGGGUGCAUAUCCUUCACCCCAGUGCACAUUUAGCUUGAAAAAGUUAAUAAUGGAUCAAAUGGGAAGCAGAAGAGGUCAUUUUUCUCUGUGCAGACACUGCUGGAUAUUUUCUUAGUGACUCCUUAAAGUUCCCUUGCUUCUGUCUUCUCUGCUAUAGGGCCUUUAUGCUAGUCAUUUUCUGCUAUUAGUAUUUCUGUUUUCUGAGCCUUAUUUAAUUGUAAUUGUCUUAAGUACAUUACUUCGAAGAUUGGAAGCUCGUAUAAAGAGCAUUACAUAUUGUUUAGAAAACUCUAGCAGCAGUGGUUUUGUACUUUAGAUUAGUGGUCAGCAGCUGGAAGUCUUAGAGCCAAGGAUGGCUCAUUGAGGAGCAUUGCUUGUCUAGAGGCAAAAAAGGUGAGGAAAAAAUUGUGUGUCUGGCAACAGAGCACAGUAACAGACCCAAGUAUUCUGUUUGUCACUUAGAGAUUUUACAUUCAUAUAAAGCAAUCCUAACUACAUGAAGCUGAUGUAACUUAGGCUCGCCUAAGUUACCCCUAUUCCAAACUGUUCAGGAGCCUCUCGAAAGGCUACUGCCAGCCGAACUAGCGGAUGACUGUGGGCCCAAGUUUUGAGGAUUGGGCCUUGGGUCACAUGACUGGGCUGAACAGGGUUAGGAAUAUGUGUAAGUCUCUUCCUGCCCUGUUCCUCACCCACCACUCUCCUGGGAUGCCCCUUUUUGGGAUUUAUAAGUUACCCCAGUUUAAGUUCUGCUGGCUGAGCCAGGGUAAGGGACUUGUACCAGCAUAGCCCCAGCUCAGCCAGGAGCACUCAAGAUCCUAUAACUCCAAAUUCCCAGUGGAUCUUGGGUUUAGAUGCAUUGGUAGUAUUUAAAAUAUUUGAAAGAUUAGGGAUUUCAUUUUGAACAAUGUGAAAGGGAUUAAACAAAAAUGCUUUUAUCAGAACUUUAUUUGUGGUAUAAUAACAGUUUUAAGGAAUUUCACUGGAAUUAUAACAAAAUUAAAUCAGUGCUGGAAAGGUAUCUGCAGUUUGAAAGGUUUUCCAUUUACUGUACAAGUUCUUAUUUAUUUGAGUACCUUUCCGUGAAUAUUAAUAAUAAUUCUGACUCACAGAAGAAUACAGAACUGUAUAAUUUUAUGUUGUUGCAGUUCAUCAAGCACUGUUGAUGAAUGGCUUCCCGCAUUUUUUAAAUCUAUAAUACGAAACAGCUGCUUUUAAAAUACAGUGAUUAAAUUCAAGAAGAUGGAAUUAAUGGGGGGGAUGUUUUUCCCACCUUCAGCAGUUUUCCAGAAGAGCACUCUUAAGUUAAAACCACUGUAAACAUAUAGUUUCCUGUUAUUUAAAAAAGCUUUCUAAUAGCUGUCAGUUCUUCUUGCAAACCUUAGCUGUUGAUGCUUUUACAGAGCAACUUCUGUAUAGGUGGACACCUAGAAUAAUAAGUAGUUAAGACAAAAGUAAUGAGAAACCUUUGCACAUUUUGUGCGCCUUUCUUGUGGUCAUGUGUGAGCUAACUUCCCCACAGCUCAAAACAUGGUGCAUGUUUGCUUAUCACGUUAGAGAAGCCACAGUUGCCAUAUUCUCAAGUGGAAAGAUUUAAAAACACAGAACCUGCUUGGGACGAGAUACACAGGAGCCAUAGUUCUCAUACUGGGGCAGAUUACGAGCAUGGUCUAGACAAAAAGGAAAUUGCUUUUGUGUGUAUAUACAUUACAUAGCAGAAUGUACACUUGACAGUGAGCUCCACUAAAUUUUGGUGCACUCUUGAAUAUACCUCUAUAAAGCUUGUGUUUCCAUACGUAUCUUUCAUUUGCACAUUCCGUUUUUGGUGUAAUGCUUAAAAAAUCCUAGCUGUAUACAUUUUUAGGUAUUAACCUAAAAAGUCUAAUGCAUGAGUUGGCCCUCAACCAGAAGUGUCAGCAGGACCAUUGUGUCAAUCAGACAGGUUGUGGGAAACUUCUUGAGUUCCUGAAUCUCCCAGCAAAUUCCUUUAUGCCUUAAUGUGAAUUGCAUGCCAUAGAAAUCUUGCAUGUGACUUUUUUAAGUUAGUGUUACCCUGAGAGAAACAAAGUGCUAUGAAAACUGUUCAUCUAUAUUUUAUAUCAUUGCCAUGCAUUUUGAAGAGUUAAACCAUAAACUCUUCCAGACUUGUUUUAUAUGUGUUGUUUUAAACCAUAGGGUACCAAAUGUUACCAGUUAAAACCCUGUACUGCACAAUAAUUUUUAAUUAGGAUACAGGAUAAGUUUAACUUUAGCUGCAUUCCUGAAAGUCAAUAUUUCUGAAAUCCUUUUAUUUGCUGUCUUUUAAAAAAUGAAUGACAGCACCUCUUUACUAUGUUAACUUGUACUAUAAGAGCAUUACAUUUUGUUUCACUAUAUAUUCGUUCAUUGUAAAUUAAGGGAUUUUAAGCAUCCUGAUUAGGGCUGCAUCCUAUAUGUAAUUACCUGGAGAGAGACUCAUUGAACUCAGUGGGACUUACUACCAUAGGAUUGCUCUGAAGUAGCCCCUCAUCCCAGUGUUUCAUAGUCCUUAUCCAAAAUAAGAAAAUACUCUUAGCUUCUCUUCUUCCCCCCCCCCCCCAAGGAAAAGCUCAGUAAUAUUUGUGGGCUAACCCGUGGCUCUCCAAAUGCUAGCUGGGACUGAUGGAAGUUGGAGUCUGACAACAUCUGAAGGGCCACAAGUUAGCCACCGCUGAUUUAUUCCUUGUGUCUAGGAUUUGCUGCCAUUUAUACUUUCUAUAAAAAAAAAUUAUACCACUUUGUUUAUAUGUUAGAGGUUUUUAUUAAGCUAUCAAAAUACAACAGUAUUCAAUAAAAUUUCGUAAAACCUAGAUAAAAACAAAAUGCAACUGUAUAGAAUCCAGGAAGCUUGGGUAAACACCUCUUUUUAAGAGGCGUUACUGUCUCUCCCUCACAAAUUACCCAAGAGAAUGCAUUCUUAGGGUGAAUGUUACCACCAAGUGACAAUCAGCUGGUCAUGGAAUAGCCAGUAGGGUCUUCUCAGAAGAGCUAAAAGAUCAGCGGGGAAAGGUGGGAGUAGGGAGGCAGUUUGCUAGGUAUCCUAGUCCCAAAUUUUGUUAGGGUUUUAAAAAUCAACAAUAAAACCUAGAACUUGGUUUGGUAGCUAGUUAAUAGUCCUUGGUGAUAUGAGCUUCUCUUCUGAUUCACUGUAAAUUGUCUUAUACAUGCUGCAUACAAAUGUAUUAGCAACAGGCCAAAUUAUCUAUCUGUAUCCGCAGACAGGAAUUCUUGAGACUUUGUGGAGAUUCUUUGUUCAUUUGGGAUUUCUUCUUUUCUUUUUUUAGCUCCAUAUAUAAGUUAUUAUAACAGGAGACUGAUAGUUCCAAUUAACUUUCAUCCUAAAAAUUCAUUAGUUCUUGUAAAUUCUUGAAGAAAGGUCCACGGUAUAGAAAUAUAGCAAAUACUCUGUAAUCCAUUAUUAUAGAUGUCAUACUGGGAUAUUCCUGAGAGAAAUUCUAACAUGGUAAGAAUAGGAAUAGGAUGCAAAAUGACUUCUUAGAACUGUAGAGUGUACCAGACUAUUUGACUAUAAAGUAUACUAGGGCUCUUAGGACCAUAGAGUAUACCAGACUGCUUGACCAUAGAGUGUAUUCUCUAGGACAGCUUUUCCCAACCUUGGGUCCCCAGAUGUUGCUGGACUACAGUUCCCACGAUUCCUGACCAUUGGCCAUGCUAGCUGGGGCUGAUGGGAGUUGUAGUCCAGCAACAACUGGGAACCCAAAGGUUGGGAAAGGCUGCUCUAGGAUUCUCAGGGCCAUAGGGUAUACCAAGCUAUCUGUCUCAGGCAGAGGUCUUUCCCAUCACCUGCAAGCUAAUCCUUUUAACUAGAGAUGACAGAGCUUCAAUCUGGGAUCUUCUGUUUGUGAAGCAUGUACUGUACCAUGGAGUGAUGGUUCUUUCUUGGUCCCUCCUUCAAGGCCAGAGCGACUGCAUUGCUGUGAAAAAAGAAGACCUAUAAAGAGAUUUUAUAAGUA